This is a messenger RNA of Crotalus tigris (Tiger rattlesnake), 7308 nucleotides long. RefSeq names its product SMG7 nonsense mediated mRNA decay factor (gene SMG7). Gene Ontology annotation, molecular function: protein binding; telomerase RNA binding; telomeric repeat DNA binding. Bases 1603 to 5184 code for a protein of 1193 amino acids. Gene Ontology annotation, cellular component: telomerase holoenzyme complex. Gene Ontology annotation, biological process: nuclear-transcribed mRNA catabolic process, nonsense-mediated decay. Lineage: Eukaryota; Metazoa; Chordata; Lepidosauria; Squamata; Viperidae. The transcript is spliced from 23 exons. The record is from RefSeq and is a predicted model, not a curated record.
AAAUAAAUAUUUCCAUCUGAAGGAUCAUUGUUUAUAAGUAUCAAUACCAGCUGCCACAGACCAAUGAUUGACAAAAACAUUACAUUUCUUUGUGGUUAAAAAUCUUGCUUUUCUUUGCUGUUGUCAGUCUUGUUUUUGGCUUUCUUGUUUUAUGUAAAAAAAGUUAUAUAAAGAUAUUUUUACAUUUUAAUCAAUCCAAUUUUCCUUCAGAGUUGUUCUUGCAAAUUGGGCAGCAAGGAGGGAGGGAAGGAGGGAGGGAGGGAGGAAGGAAAUGCCCACCACCUUCAUAAUUCUCCCCAAUAUAUCUUCUACUACUCCCAGAAUACAUUUCUCUCCUUUUUUGGUGUGUGUGUGUGUGUGGGAGGGAGAUAAAGGAUGCACAAAAGGACUGGGCCAAAGUCAUCUUCUACUGUACUUUCCAGGAAAGACUCCUGGCACUGCUUAAGAUCUAGAAGCAUUCUUGACAUUGAUGCUAAAAGCUGGCAAUUUCUUCCGCAGCAUGCCUCCUUCCACUUCCUUUAUUUAAAGAAUCUCUUUCCAAAUAGGCAGAGAUUUUGGCAGGAUCCAAGUACCCCAAGUUUAGACAAUGCAGCAUUCUACUUUUAUUUCAUCGGUUCUUCCUGGCACUCCCAAGCGGCAGCUGCCACAUGCAGAAGGAAAAAAAAAACUCUGGGGGCCACGAUGGAAAGCGACUUCAGAAACAGUCAGAAAAGCCGCCAGUAAUCCCGUAGCUCAAAGGCCAGCAUCUCGUCAAACGUAACUAAAUCGGCUCUUCCAGAUCGGCACCUUGAACCUUCGGACGGGUGCGAGCCUCACGGCAGACUUGGAGCAAUCCUAUGAAAUGAAUUCCACUUAUUCUGGGCGGGGGGUGGUGAAAGAUACUUUCGCACAGGUUAAGAGAUAAACUGCCAGGCGGGCGUUAGGAGAGAGACAGAGAGGCAGCUGGUGACUUUCCAGAUGGGAGUUGGGGAAGGAGCGCGCGCUAGAGUAGUUGCGACGGUUACCAUGGCGAUAAGAUACAGCACACGACUAUUCAUCCCCCUCCUCCGCUCGCACGCAUUCCCCGUUGCUAUGACAGCAGCAUAACCAAUGGAAAGUCGCAUUAGAAGGCCGCCUCGCGGGCCCCGAGCUGACAAGGGAAGGGUUUCGCUGCGCACUAAGACGGAAGUGGGUCUCGUUGAGCUUGGGCCGCGCCCGGAAGUGAGGGUGGGAAGGUGGAAAAGGAGGCAUUGACUGGGAGGCUCGCCUACUUGUAGUCAAGCACCUGCCGCUGGAUCCGCACGAGUCUGGGAGGCGACGGCAGCCUUGAACGCGGAGGGCGGCACUUCGAGCGGGUCUCGCGAGAAUUACUUUCCCCAGUCAGGAGGCGGAGAGCGGAACUGUUCCUCCUCCCCUCGCUGCUACCUCUUUCCCUCCUCCCGCCUCCCGCCUCCUCCUUCUCCAGGAAGAGCCUGGGCCCGACACGGGACGAUGGCGGCGGCCGGAGGCGGCAGCAGCGGCGGCUGCGGCUCCCAGGCUGCGGAAGGGCCCGAGCUGUAGACCCCGACGCGGGGCCGGCGUGGACGGGCGGGCAGCGAGAGGCGGCGGUGGCGGCAGCGGAGGAUGAGCUUGCUUUGCGCUCAGUAUCUCCGGCAGGCAGAAGUCCUGAAGGCUGACAUGACAGAUUCGAAGCUGGGACCAGCUGAAGCCUGGACAUCUCGACAGGCUUUACAGGACUUAUACCAGAAAAUGUUAGUAACAGAUUUGGAGUAUGCAUUGGAUAAAAAAGUGGAACAGGAUCUAUGGAAUCAUGCCUUUAAGAAUCAGAUCACAACUUUACAGGGUCAAGCAAAAAACCGAUCAAAUCCAAAUCGGAGUGAAGUUCAAGCAAACCUCUCUCUGUUCCUAGAAGCAGCUAGUGGCUUCUAUACGCAGCUACUGCAGGAGCUGUGCACGGUAUUUAAUGUGGAUUUGCCCUGCCGUGUGAAGUCCUCUCAGUUGGGAAUUAUCAGCAAUAAACAGACGCACACCAGCGCCAUAGUGAAGCCACAAUCUAGCUCCUGCUCAUAUAUAUGCCAGCACUGCCUUGUCCACCUUGGAGACAUCGCUCGCUACAGAAAUCAGACCAGCCAGGCUGAAUCCUAUUAUAGGCAUGCAGCUCAGCUUGUCCCCUCCAAUGGUCAGCCUUAUAAUCAGCUGGCUAUUUUAGCAUCCUCCAAAGGAGAUCACCUGACCACAAUUUUCUACUACUGCAGAAGCAUUGCUGUGAAAUUCCCUUUCCCAGCUGCUUCUACUAACCUACAAAAAGCACUUUCUAAAGCACUGGAAAGUCGUGAUGAGGUGAAAACUCAGUGGGAAAUAUCUGAUUUCAUUAAGACAUUUAUAAAAUUCCAUGGCCAUGUAUAUCUGAGUAAGAAUUUGGAGAAAUUGAAUCCUCUUCGUGAGAAAUUAGAAGAGCAGUUCAAGAGGUUGCUGUUCCAAAAAACCUUCAAUUCUCAACAGCUUGUCCAUAUUACUGUCAUCAACCUGUUUCAGUUGCACCAUUUACGGGAUUUUAGCAAUGAAACUGAACAGCAUAGUUACAGUCAGGAUGAACAGCUCUGCUGGACACAAUUACUGGCACUCUUCAUGUCUUUUCUUGGAAUUUUGUGCAAGUGUCCACUUCAGAAUGAUUACCAAGAAGAAUCUUGGGGUUCUUAUCCCCUUCCUGCACUCAAAGUGUCAAUGGACUGGCUGAAACUUAGACCCAGUGUUUUUCAGGAGGCCGUGGUUGAUGAAAGGCAAUAUGUUUGGCCUUGGCUGAUUUCUCUUCUAAACAGUUUUCAGCCUCAUGAAGAAGAUCUUUCCUGCCCUAAUGCCACUCCUCUUCCAGAAGAGUUUGAGCUGCAAGGAUUCUUAGCUCUGAGACCCUCGUUCAGGAACUUGGACUUCUCUAAAGGCCAUCAGGGGAUUACAGGAGACAAAGAGGGGCAGCAUCGCAGUAUACGGCAACAGCGCCUGAUCUUCACAGGAAAAUGGAUCGCUGACAAUCAGCCAAGGUUGAUCCAAUGUGAAAAUGAGGUUGGCAAACUCAUGUUUUUGACAGAGAUCCCAGAACUGUUACUGGAGGAACAUAGUGAGUCCAAACAGAGUCAUGUUCUGCAGGAAGCAUCAGAGUCUCAGUUUGUAGAUGGGAGCCCAGGACUUAAGUCAGUACUAUCUACAAGUCGAAACCUGAGCAGCAGCUCUGAUACGGGAGAUAAGCCAAUGGUGACAUUCAAAGAAAACAUUAAACCACGAGAAAUAAACAGAGAGCAAGGCCGAAACUACCUGACCAAGGAAGUAGGUAGGGAAAGAAGAGAUUACAUCAAAGGAAUAACAGCCAAUAAAAAUGAUGGAAAGAAGGAAAACAACAACAAAAGGAAGAAUGAGAUUAAGAAAUGUGGCAUGGACAAGGGUCAAGAAACAGGGAAGCAGAAUGUAGCUAUACAGGUAAAAUCCCAGACUGAGUUGAGAAAGACUCCAGUGUCUGAAGUCAGAAAAACACCAGUAAGUCAAUCUCCAAACCAGGCCAGCAACUCCCAGUUCAUCCCCAUCCAUCACCCAGGAGCUUUCCCUCCUCUUCCCAGCCGGCCAGGCUUCCCCCCUCCUGCCUAUGUUAUUCCUCCUCCCGUGGCUUUCUCUAUGAGCUCGGGAUAUACUUUUCCAGGUGGUGUUUCUGUCCCAGGAACCUUUCUUCAGCCUGCAGCUCAUUCGCCUGCAGGAAAUCAGGUGCAAGCUGGGAAGCAAUCCCACAUUCCUUACAGCCAGCAGCGGCCCUCUGGACCAGGCCCAAUGAACCAGGGACCUCAACAGACUCCACCCCCUUCUCAGCAGCCCCUUGCAUCCAUACCAGCUCAGGCAACAAACCCGUCUGCAAGCCAGCUGCAGGUCCAGGCUCUUGCCCAGCAGCAGCAACAACAACAGUCCCCAACAAAAGCUGUACAGGCAUUAGGGAAGAGUCCUCCACACCACUCUGGAUUCCAGCAGUAUCCCCAUGGAGACUCCUCCAAGCAGCUCUGGAGCCCCUCUCAGGUUCAAGGCCCUUUGGGGAAGAUCAUGCCUAUGAAGCAGCCGUACUAUCUUCAGGGCCAGGAUCCCGUGAAACUCUUUGAACACUCCUUGCAGCCUCCUCUUCUGCAACAACAGCAGCCUCUGGAGAAGAAAAUGAAGCCUUUCCCUAUGGAGCCAUAUAACCAGAAUCCCUCAGAGGUCAAGAUGCCAGAAUUUUACUGGGACUCCUAUGGUAUGGCUGAUAACCGUGUUGUGAUGGCACAACAACAAGCCAACAUGGACCGCAGAGGGAAACGUCAGCAAGGAGUCUUCCGCCCAGAACAGGAUCCAAUGUCGAGGAUGGGUUUUGAGGACCCCAAGAGCUCCCCUCUGCUUCCUCCGGACCUGUUAAAGAGUUUGGCUGCCUUGGAGGAGGAGGAAGAGCUGAUUUUCUCUAAUCCUCCUGAUCUUUACCCAGCUCUACUGGGGCCUCUCGCCUCUCUUCCUGGACGAAGCCUCUUUAAAUCACUGUUGGAGAAACCAUCAGAUCUGAUGUCACAGUCGCCAUCUUUCCUAUCGCUCACAGGCUUCUCUCUUAAUCAGGAAAGAUAUUCAAACAGCAUGUUCAAUGAAGUUUAUGGGAAAAACCUCAAUGCCAGCACAAAAGCCGAGGUUACACCAUCAGUAGCUCACCAGGAGACUUCACUUUAUUCUCUUUUUGAAGGUACUCCAUGGUCUCCAUCUCUUCCAGCUAGCUCAGAUCAUUCAACACCAGCCAGCCAGUCUCCUCACUCCUCUAACCCAAGCAGCUUGCCAAGCUCUCCUCCAACUCACAACCAUAAUUCAAUUCCAUUCUCCAACUUUGGGCCCAUUGGGACUCCAGACAACAGGGAUCGAAGGAUAACAGAUCGAUGGAAGACAGAUAAGCCAGCAAUGGGAGGCUUUGGUCUGGACUAUCUCCCAGCAACAUCGUCCUCUUCAGAGAGUAGCUGGCAUCCAAACAGCACCCAUAGCGGUACCUGGUCAGUCCAUGGCCCAUCCAUAGAGGAUUCAUCAGCUGUACUUAUGGAAAGUCUGAAGUCUAUCUGGUCCAGUUCUAUGAUGCAUCCUGGACCUUCUGCUCUGGAGCAACUGUUGAUGCAGCAGAAGCAGAAGCAGCAACGUGGGCAAGGUGCCAUGAAUCCACCACACUGAGAACAAAAGAGGUGGCAACCUUUGCAAUCGAAAGCUCCAUACAUCAUGGCAUGUUGGGUUUACAGGACUGUCCCACACAGUUCUGUGCGCGUGGCAGCCUCUCUUCUGUUCCUUGAUGUCAGGAGGGUGUAAGUGCUCCACCAACCCACUGAGUAUGCACGAAAAUGAAUGCAGUGCAAUGGAAAACCAACACCAGGAACUCUCCCAUCCCACCAGGGCCCUCUGGAGGGAGAGAGGGACUGCUGUGUAUCUCACGGUAACCUGAUAUCACCGCCUCUUACCUUCUCCAUCGUGCAUGUGCCCAGCCAUGUGGGAAAAUAAAAAGAUGGGAAAGAAGAGCAGAUGGAAGAAGCCACUGAGAACUUCUAAAUCCUCUUUCCUCAGUAUUGGGGAACCUAAUAGGAAUCUAUUACCUAUAGCUUUGCUGACUGAGAAUGUAGUUGAAAUUUAUUCCUCAACGUCUAAAUUUUGAAUUAUUACUGUCUCAGUAGUAAGAUCACACUGAAUUCUUCCAUACACAAAUGUGCUUUGUAGUCAGUGUGUAGCACCCCUCGAGUCACUGGUCCAGCCAGCCAGAGUUGGGUAGUGGUAAAUUGAUGGAAGGGCAGGUGUCUGGUCUCCUCGGUUAGGUAAGGAGUUUCACGAAGGAGAAUUUGGUCCCUCCAGCGUCAUUUCCAUCUCUUCUUCAAAGGUUGAGUCUGGACAAUUGUGAAUGGGUUAAGGAUUCCAGCAGUACUCACGUGCAUUGGCCACUGCCAGCCCUCUGUUCAGGGCAGCACACUGCUGCUAUGGGGUUUUUAAGUUAAAUGGUUCAGAUUCCUGUACAUUUUAUGAUAGCGUAGUGACCAGUCUGAUGAAAUGGCAAAGCUGGCCUGUGCAUUCACAGCCUGACUCCUUUAUGUAGGUAGGUAGAAGCUUUCUGUGUCUUUUUUUUUUUUUCCCCUCCCGGCCCCUUUUUCUAGCCUAUCCCAACCCUGCUGGUUGCUUGUAGUUCUGUUCUUCAUAUGCAGCAUCCCACCAACUUCUAGCAGGAUAAUGGGAAGCAAAGGAAUUAGCCUGGACAGGACAAUAGAGGCAGUCUCUUCUGCCAGUAAGGAUAUGUCCACAGAAUGGAAGCUCAAGGCAACCAGAUGCCUAAGAGGGAGCCCAUGCAGUCAGCUAUCAGUCCCACUUGUUCCUACAAGGAUGCAGAAAGGGGGGAAAGGUUGAACUUGAUAUUUAUUGAGCAGAAGGAAGGCUGCAACUCUUCUUGCAUAGGAAACAAGGACAUUUCUUUCUUUUUUUCCCUUACCUUACCUUUUUAAAAAAAAUUUUUUUGUUUGUUUGUUUCCCGGGGUACCUAUGGAAACAAUCUAAAUGUUUUAAACUGUUGCAAAUGCCGGAGUGUGUAUGUGUAUGUGUAUCAGUUCAGGAUCUGUGAACCACAAGAAAACAGCUGCAGAGCAAAGCACAUCCGGAGUCCACAAGUGAUACUGGAGUUGGGGAACAGCCCCAAAUAGACUAUAUAUAAAAAAGAAGCUGAAUGAGGUAAUGCUCUCUCUAGAUAGGAAUUGAAACUCCCCGUGCAAGCAGUGUUGCUGCUCUGGGUUAUAUUGCUUAAAAAAACUUUCUUUAGAAAACUUUUAAAAAAAAAAAAAAACCCUCAAGGAUGAAGUUCUUGCCCUAGUUGUGCUUCUUUGGCUCCCUGCCCCCUCCCAAGCCAGCUUCUGCCCCUGUCCCUUUCCCCAGGUUUGUGUAUUUGAGCUGUGCACCCCAGCAGCUGCAACAUUCCAGUGUUUGAACAGCCACUGAUUCUUGCACUCUAGACAACCUAACCAGAUUCAUGAUCUCACACUCUCCACAGUGCCAGAAUCCCGACCCAUCGGUUCCCAUUUCUGCAUGAGAAAUCUGGUGUUUGGAAUGUUCUUUUUUGGGGGGGGGAAUCUUUAAGGCAGAGCUCCCUUCCCCCGUCCACCCUUUUACACACACGCCCUGCUGUGGCUAGAACCCCAAGAGAAGGGGAACUCCCAGCAGAGAAAAUUGGUUUGUGUCGUAAGCUUCUUUUGUGUUUUUGUCUGUCUGUGCGAGACCUGCAGCUGCUGAACUCAGCUUUGCCUUUAAUUAAACCAUGUUCUCUACAGCCAA